CCACCGUCAUGACGGCCACAGCUUCAAACUCGACGCCCGUACUUUCUAAGUCUGUGCCGCCCAGGAGCUUAACCCCUGACGCAGAGGCACUCGGAUCGUGCAGUUCGCUCCCAUUCGAUGCCGGUGAAGGGUCCUCCGACACUGGCAUCACUCCCUCUUCGACCACGGGUGUCUCGUCUGCUUCUACAACCGCCAAAACGUCCUCGUCAGUACCUGACACCGAAUAUCCACUGCUGCCAUUGCACGAGUUUGUAUGGGGGGAGAAACUAGUACGGAAUACUCUCCCACAGGCUGCUAUACCUCCCUGGCUCGAUCCCCUCCACGUAGAUGUGGACGACCCCAAGAAGCUUCCUCUGUGCUGGUACGGAGUAGAAUUCCUGCCCGGCCUUGUCUUCAAGUACGCAGAACGUGUCGGUCUCGCCGCCUAUCUCAAGUUUACCUGCGCCCACAUGAAGGAGGGGCACCUGGACAUAUUCGAAACGUGGAUCAGAUUCACGGAUUGGUUUGAGAUGAAGACGGGUUUGAAAGUAGAUCUGAUCGAUGUGUGGGGACAUGACGUCCCCAUCAUGACCUUUUUUUCGAACCACGAGAUCCCUCGCAUCACGGACCAGAUGUGGCGCCAGGCCUGCAAUUUGCUGGACAACAUGGAGCUUCCUGACGAGUUUCAGCUCGAAUGGUACUUAGACCGCAG
Dichomitus squalens LYAD-421 SS1 is the source of this 691-nucleotide messenger RNA. RefSeq lists its product as uncharacterized. The annotation marks the transcript as partial. The transcript has 2 exons. The record is from RefSeq and is a predicted model, not a curated record. NCBI's taxonomy places the organism in Eukaryota, Fungi, Basidiomycota, Agaricomycetes, Polyporales, Polyporaceae.